Messenger RNA from Colias croceus (clouded yellow), 1507 nucleotides. RefSeq names its product clavesin-1-like. Gene Ontology annotation, cellular component: membrane. Gene Ontology annotation, molecular function: phosphatidylinositol bisphosphate binding. Lineage: Eukaryota; Metazoa; Arthropoda; Insecta; Lepidoptera; Pieridae. The record is from RefSeq and is a predicted model, not a curated record. Bases 106 to 1047 code for a protein of 313 amino acids. The transcript is spliced from 6 exons.
UGACCUGUUUUAUUUUGAUGUUAAGCACCGCGAUACUUUGCAAGCAGUUUACAAUACGCCUUCGCAGCGAGAGGUUAUAUUACUAAGAAGUAAUUAUCCAUUAAAAUGCAGUUCAAGCCCAAAAAUACUUUGUUGCACCUCCGCCCCGAUUCAACCGAUGUUAUUCUUAAAGAAUAUAAUUUGGACAAGCCGGGAGCUAUGGAGGAGUCUAUCAAAAUAUUACGGGAUUGGGUUAAGAAACAACCGCAUUUUACUAGGACUGACUUCACUGAUGGAUACCUGCGCUCAACAAUCUUAGAGGGAAAGGGCUCGAUUGAGAAGGCAAAACAAUACAUCGAUAGAAUGUGCACCCUGAGGACUUUAUUACCUCAGUGUUUUGGCGUUCUCGAUGUCAGAAAUGAUUUCAAAAAUGUAUUCGAAGUAACUACUCCGGUAAUUUUACCGAAUUUGACUAAGGAGCAUUAUAGAGUAUUCGUAUCGAAGCUCACAGCAAAUGUCACGGAUACAGCGCAGAUAACGAAUUACUUCAAAUAUGGAUAUUUGAUUGGAGAUUACAUAAAGGCCCACGACAUCAUCACAGGUUACAGGCUGGUUGUCGAUUUUACAGAUAUAAACAUGAUGGAUCUAUUAACUAAGCUAAAUCCUAUGGAUCUGAGACACGCCUUGACAAUCUAUCUUGAAGGCUACGGUAUGAAAAUCAAAGGGAUUCAUCUUAUAACCGCUUCAAAGUUCAUUGAUGGUCUAGUAGUUCUCCUGAAACAGAUAUUGAAACCCAAAGUAGGUGGUCGGAUUUACGUGCACAAGUCUUGUGAAGAUCUUCACGAAAUUAUUGGCAAAGAUAUCCUGCCUGAGGAGUUUGGUGGCUAUGAGAAAUCAUUGAAAGCUAUUCACGAGGACUGGCUGGAAGAAUUGUCCCGGGAAGAAUUAAAAAAAUACUUACGGGAUAUCAACUCAGCAAAGACCGACGAAGCUUGCAGACCUUCUGUCAAAUUUAACGAGGACUACGCUGGCAUGCCCGGAACCUUUAGAGUUUUAAGCCUAGAUUAAAUAUAUUAAACCAUUCUUUAAAAUAUGUAUAAUGUAUAUUCUUUAUAUUAUUUUUACUCUACAAAGCUUUGUUUGUCAUCCUAAAUAGAGUUGAGUGAGCUCCGGGUUGGACUCGGGAUAAAAUAUAAAAAAAAACAGCUUAUACCACGUAGGAAAAGGUAGAUUUCCAAAGGACACAGAAUUUAAUAAAUCCAUGUACUAGUUUUUGUGUUUAUCCAACAUAAACAAACUUACAAGCCUUCGAAUCUUUUAAUUUUAUUCGUGUAUUCGUGUAUAUUGAUUGAAAUUAUUCUUACGUACGUAUUUUAUAUUUGCUCAUCAUUUAAGCAGUAUCAUAUUAAGCAUGGAAAUCUGUUAUUUAAAUGCAGGUGUUUUUAAUAAUUAUUAAUUAAUAGGUAGGUAAGUAAGAAGUCUUAAGCCAUUUGACAUUUGCAUCAACUCAAUUAAUUAAUUAUAAGUA